AUGGCCAAGGGAUCAGAGCCAGCCAGCAUGGAUUUCAAUAUCUGCACCAAUGAUCUGCAUGCGGGGACUGAGUCCAGCAUCAGCAAAUUUGCAGAUGACACCAAGCUGGGUGCGAGUGUGGAUGUGAUGGAGGCUCCGCCGCUCGGCAGCGCGGCCCCCGGCCCCGAGCCUCCCGUGUCGCGUUCCAAAGAGCGAACGCCGGGGGAUGGCCGGGCCGGGGCGGGUGAGGGGCGCUCGGGGGCCGUUGCUGGCCCCGGGCCGAGCGCUGACAGCCGCGUCCCGCCCGCAGGGAAGGCGCAGCAGCGCCUGAAGGAGCGGUACCGCCUGGGCUCGCUGCUGGGGCGCGGCGGAUUCGGCAGCGUCUUCGCAGCAACGCGGCUCUCGGACGGCGCCCCGGGUGGACAGCGAGAUGAGCCCACUUCUGCACUUGGCUUGCAGGUGGCCAUCAAAAGGGUGCCACGGAACCGCAUCCAUCACUGGGGUGAGCUGCCCGACGGCACCAGCGCAUCCCUGGAGAUUGUCCUGCUGGCAAAGGUGUCCAAUGGCUUCCCUGGUGUGGUCCAGCUGCUGGAGUGGGUUGAGCUCCCCAACGACAUUGUGAUGGUGCUGGAGCGCCUGGAGCACUCUCAGGACCUGCAGCAUUUCAUUCGGGCACGGGGGUUCCUGUCCGAGGAGGUGGCGCUGCAGCUGUUCCACCAGGUGCUGGAGGCUGUCUGGCACGGCACCAGCUGCAGGGUCCUGCACAGAGACAUCAAACCAGGGAACAUCCUGGUUGACCUGGCCACCGGGCAAGCCAAAUUGAUUGAUUUUGGCUGUGGCACCUACCUGCAAGAGACAGCCUACAUUCAUUUUGCAGGAACACCAUCAUACAGCCCCCCAGAAUGGACCCGCUUUGGCUGGUACCAUGGCGAGCCAGCUACCAUCUGGUCCCUGGGCAUCAUGCUGCACCAGAUGGUCUGCGGGGAGCACCCUUUCAGGAGGGACCAGAACAUCAGCUGGGACCAUCAGCUCUCGCUGCCACAACGGCUCUCUCCAGAGUGCCAAGAUCUGAUCAGGCGGUGUUUAUCCAUGCUGGACUUGGAAAGGCCCUCAUUAGAAGAGGUGUUCUGUCAUCCUUGGAUGCAGGAUAUACAUCUGCCCUAGAAGAAGGGAGAGAGCCACAGGCACACUGUGCUGCAGGGCCCCGCUGGGGCCCUGGGCAGAGCUCUGACAGCCUGGUCUGAGCCCAGGGAAGGAGAAAGAGCCUCCAGAGAAGCUGUACCGGGUGGGGCUGCUGCUGCUGGGGACAGUGCGGAUGACAUCAGGGAUGACAGCCUCUUCCUGGCCACUGGUAAGCUGAAGAUGAUGGACUUCAAUUCUGGCACCUUCUUCAAAGCCUGGCUCCACAGUGAAUUUACAGAUGAGUCCACAUGCAGGGGGAUGCUCCCAGAUUUGGGCAUUGCACAGCCUGGCCAAGAACCAAAGGUUCCCCCCUUUGCUGGGGUGGAUGCAGCUGAUUGUUCAGUCGGCUGCCCAGCUGCUUUUGGCAGGGC
Passer domesticus (house sparrow) is the source of this 1532-nucleotide messenger RNA. RefSeq names its product serine/threonine-protein kinase pim-1-like. The record is from RefSeq and is a predicted model, not a curated record. Gene Ontology annotation, molecular function: ATP binding; protein serine/threonine kinase activity. Lineage: Eukaryota; Metazoa; Chordata; Aves; Passeriformes; Passeridae. Gene Ontology annotation, cellular component: cytoplasm. The coding region runs from base 1 to 1143 and encodes 380 amino acids. The transcript has 7 exons. Gene Ontology annotation, biological process: protein autophosphorylation.